AUGCCACUUAUGGGAACAACAGAGGUUAAAGCUAUCUAUCUUAACUUAAAAUCAGAGUCACAGGUUGAAGACUUUGAAUUAGAGUAUGAGGUUGAAGACUCUGAAUCAGAGUCUGGGGAUGAAGCUCUCUGUCUUACAAAUGAAGAAUUUGCAAACCUAUCUAAUCUAAGGUUCCUUCAGAUGGACUUCGCAAAGCUGGAUGGAGAUUUUAAGGGUCUUCUAUUAAAUUUGAGAUGGCUUUGCUGGAAAGGAUGCCCUCAAAAUUUUAGCUCAAUCAAUUUUAAUCUAGAGAAUCUGGUCAUUCUUGAUUUAUCACAGAGUAAGGUCACAAAAGACUGGGAGGGUUGGAAUUAUAUCAAGAUAGCAACAAAGUUGAAAGUUCUAAAUCUCACAGGUUGCAAAAACAUGAUUAGGACUCUUGACUUCUCUUCAUAUGCAACUUUAGAAAGAUUGAUUCUUGAAGACUGUAAGAGUUUGGUUGAUAUUGACCCAUCAAUUGGGCAUCUCAAGAGUAUAGUUUUCUUAAAUUUAAAGAAUUGUGCUAAUCUGAACAGGUUGCCUCUGGAAUUUGAUAAAGUGGAAGCUUUAACGGAGCUCCUAAUCGAUGGUACUUCAAUGGAAGAAGUCCCUAUUGGUAGAGGUGUUAUGAAGAAGCUUGAAACUCUUAGUGCCACUCAUUGUUAUUCAUUGACUCAAAUUUCAACCUCAAUCGGUCACCUAACAUCUUUGUUGGACCUUACAUUUGGUGGUUCAUCUGGUAUCACUAAACUACCAGACUCGAUUGGUUCGCUAGUGAAAUUGCGACGCUUGUCACUAAGGGGCUGCAAAUUAAAAGAGCUUCCAGACUCCAUUGGGAAAUUAGAAUCAUUAAUUGAGCUGGACUUGUUGCCAGAUACUAUUGGAAUGUUACUGAAACUUGAAGAGUUACAUGCCUCGUCUUGUUUCAGCUUGAGAGGCGAAAUUCCCAGUAAUUUUGGGGGACUAUCAUCUCUGCGAUUCUUAAGUUUAUCUUGGACAGAUAUCUGUAGCCUACCAACAAGCAUUUGUGGGCUUUCAUACCUCCAAACCCUUGAUUUAGGGCGUUGCAACAAGCUUGAGUUUGUCCCAGACCUUCCCUCUAGUCUACUGAGUCUAAAAGUCACUUGCAGGUCAAUGGAGACAUUUCUAAACCUUCGUAGCCUGGUGAACCUAAAGGAGUUGGAAAUUAUUGAAUGCUAUAAGCUGUUGAAAAUUCCUGAAGGUAUUGGUGCCCUUUCUCGGCUUACAUUUCUCAAUGUAUAUAAUUGUGAACAACUUCAAUGCCUUCCAGCUUUUCCCUCAAGUCUUACGUCACUCAGUGUAGAAUUUUGUGAACAACUUCAAUGCCUUCCAACUCUUCCCUCAAGUCUUGCGUCUCUCAGUGUACAAUUUUGUGGACAACUUCAAUGCCUUCCAACUCUUCCCUCAAGUCUUUUGUCUCUUAUUGUAGAUAAUUGUAAACAACUUCAAUGCCAUCUAGCUCUUCCCUCAAGUCUAAACUCACUAUGUGUUAGCGAUUGUAAGUCAAUGAAGAGGUUGCCAGAUAUGUCAAAUUUGAAAAACUUAUCAAGUCUAUGUGUUUUGCACUGUUUAGAAUUAAGGGAGAUUCCUGGCCUUGGAAGAUUAGAACUCCUAAUAGAGUUAUAUUUAGAUGGGCGUGAAUCACUAGAAACAUUUCUCGAUCUUUCCAACUUCAAGAAGGUAAGGAUAUUAAGUAUUGCAGAUUGCAAGAAUCUGAAUGAAAUUAUGUACCUUGAUAGGUUGGAAUCCUUGGAAAAUUUGAAUAUGAGUGGUUGCACAUCCUUGGAAAGAUUGCCUGAUCUAUCCAAAUUGGAAAAGCUAGAACAAUUAAAUCUCCAUGAGUGCAAGAAGCUACAUGAGAUUGAGGGUCUUGAGGCUUUGAAAUCCUUGAAGAAGCUGGAUUUGUCAUGGUGCACAGCCUUGGAGAAGGCACCUGAUCUGUUCAGACUAACAAAUUUAGAGAAAUUGCAACUUUGCGAGUGUAAGAAACUUAGUGAGAUUUGUGGAUUUGAGGAGCUCAAACCCCUAAGAGAGCUGGACUUGCCAUCCUGCACGGCCUUGGAAAAGAUACCUUAUUUGUCCAAACCAACAAAGUUAUGGACAUUACGUCUUUGUAACUGUGAGAAACAGUUUGAGAUUUGGGGACUUGAAGAACUGAAACUCCUGAGAAACUUGGACUUGUCAUCCUGCACGGGACUUGAGGAACUGAAACUCCUCGAAUUGUUCGACUUAUCAUCCUGCACGGCCUUGGAGAGGACACCUGGUCUAUCGAGACUAACAAAUUUAAAGGGACUUAAGGAACUGAAACUCCUAGAAUUGUUCGACUUGUCAUCCUGCACGGCCUUGGAGAGGACACCUGGUCUGUCGAGACUAACAAAUUUAAAGGCACUGAAACUUUGUAAGUGUGAGAAACUUUAUGAGAUUUGGGGACUUGAAGAACUGAAACUCUUAAGAAACUUGGACUUGUCAUCCUGCACGGCUUUGGAGAGGAUACUUGAUUUGUCCAAACUAACAAAGUUAAGGAUAUUACGUCUUUGUAACUGUGAGAAACUUUCUGAGAUUUGGGGACUUGAGGAACUGAAACUCCUAGAAUGUUGGACUUGUCAUCCUGCACGGCCUUGGAGAGGACACCUGAUUUGGGGAUUUGAAGAACUGAAACUCCUAAGAAACUUGGACUUGUCAUCUUGCACGGCCUUGGAAAGGAUACCUGAUUUGUCCAAACUAACAAAGUUAAGGACAUUACGUCUUUGUAACUGUAAGAAACUUUCUGAGAUUUGGGGACUUGAGGAACUGAAACUCCUAGAAUUAUUUGACUUGUCAUUCUGCACGGCCUUGGAGAGGACACCUUGUUUGUCGAGACUAACAAAUUUAAAGGCAUUGAAACUUUGUAAGUGUCAAAAACUUUCUGAGAUUUGGGGACUUGAAGAACUGAAACUCCUAAGAAACUUGGACUUGUCAUCAUGCACGGCCUUGGAGAGGAUACCUGAUUUGUCUAAACUAACAAAGUUAAGGACAUUACGUCUUUGUAAUUGUGAGAAACUUUCUGAGAUUUGGGGACUUGAGGAACUAAAACUCCUAGAAUUGUCUGACUUUUCAUCCUGCACGGCCUUGGAAAGGACACCUGGUCUGUCGAGACUAACAAAUUUAAAGGCAUUGAAACUUUGGACUUCAGGAACUCAAACUCCUAGAAUUGUUAGACUUGUCAUCCUGCAUGGCCUUGGAGAGGACACUUGGUCUGUCGAGACUAACAAAUUUAAGGCAUUGAAACUUUGUAAGUGUGAGAAACUUAUUGAGACCUUGAGACUUGAAGAACUGAAACUCCUAAGAGAGUUAGACUUGUCAUCCUGCACGGCCUUGGAGAGGACACCUGAGCUGUCGAGACUAUCAAAUUUAGAGCUAUUGUGGCUUCGUAACUGUGAGAAACUUGGUGAGAUUUGGGGACUUGAAGAACUGAAACUCCUAAGAAAUUUGGACUUGUCAUCCUACAAGGACUUGGAGAGGACACCUAAUCUGUCGAAACUAUCAAAUUUAAAGGGAUUGUGGUUUCGUAACUGGGCGAAACUUGGUGAGAUUUGGGGACUUGAACGGCUACGACAAUUAAGAUUCUUCGACAUUUCUGGGUGCAAGUCACUAGGAAAAUUACCAGACCUUCCAAACCACUGUCUUGUUAAGCGUGGAGAGCACGCAAGCAUGGAGAGGAUAGUUGAUAUACAGGAAUGCAUGGAGAUAGAGGAUGGUUCGAAAUUUCGGGCAAGUGGUUCUCCCUUUACAAGCCCGAAGAAGGUGGACAUGGAAGGAGAUGAAAAAAAGAAGCAACAGAUGCCACCUGCUAGUGUUAUGCCUUUUGGGAUUGAUUUGGUCUCUAAUAUCAUUGAGGUACCUAAUAAUCUCUCGUGUGUGUCAACAUGUGAAGUUCUAUAG
Cornus florida is the source of this 3960-nucleotide messenger RNA. RefSeq names its product disease resistance protein L6-like. The coding region runs from base 1 to 3960 and encodes 1319 amino acids. The record is from RefSeq and is a predicted model, not a curated record. The transcript has 8 exons. Lineage: Eukaryota; Viridiplantae; Streptophyta; Magnoliopsida; Cornales; Cornaceae.